Molecule: messenger RNA, 3497 nt
Organism: Dicentrarchus labrax (European seabass)
Lineage: Eukaryota; Metazoa; Chordata; Actinopteri; Moronidae
Gene: plekhd1
Product: pleckstrin homology domain containing, family D (with coiled-coil domains) member 1
Exons: 13
Coding region: 570-2090 (506 amino acids)
Source: RefSeq, a predicted model, not a curated record
UGGAGUGAUGGAUGGAGAGACCAGGGAGUUUAUACCUGCCAAGAGAUGCAGACUCCCCGCUUGCUGGGAGUACAGUAAUCUGAAUAACAGCUUUUACUGGCUGCAAUGUAUUGACCCGCUUCAGAUUUAGCAACUCAUUCCUAAAGCUUCCCUUCCUCCCUCCCCUAUCGCCUCCCAGUAUCUCUCCUCUUCCUCCCUCCCUCACUCACUCUUUCUCUCGCUCUAUCAUCCCUGUUUUCAUCUGCUGUGCAGUCAGUCUGCCUCGAGCUGAUGAGCAUAUUGGCAGCUGCAUCAUUCCACCCUGCUGAGUUAUUGGGAUUUGUUUGCUACUUUUCCUGUUUUGUAUUGAAGCUGUCCCUGCAGCUGUACUCGCACCUCUCUCUGUGUGCGUGUGUGUGAGUGUGUGUGUGUGUGUGUGUGAGAGAGAGUGUGUGAGAGAGUGUGUGUUAUUGGGGUAAUUGUUAUUGACUGACUGUAUUGUGCUUCAUUUUUUUUUUUUUUUUAUAUUAUUGAUAGUUUUUUUGUUUUUUUGGCCCCACCUUCCAUCAGGGCGUGGGAAACCAGAGAUAAUGUUCUCGUCUUCGUCCAGAAACUCUCUGUUUUCACCCUGGUCGUCCAUGGAGCAGUCGGACUCUGACGUGUUGGACAUCAGCACCAAAGUGCAGCUGCACGGGGUGCUGUGGAAGAGGCCCUUCGGACGGCCGUCGGCCAAGUGGUCCCGCAGAUUCUUCAUCAUCAAAGACAGCUUCUUGCUCUACUAUGCAGAGAGCGAGAAAAAAAACUUUGAGACCAACAGGUACUUCAACAUCCACCCCAAGGGAGUCAUUCCUUUGGGAGGAUGCGUGGUGUCAGCUAAUGAAAACAUGGGCAUGCCCUUUGCCAUCGUGGUCAACCUGGAAGACUUUACUGGUACCAUAGUCCUGGCUGGUGAGUCUGAGGAUGAGCAGGUCCAGUGGAUGGAGAUGCUCCAGGAGUCAGGGAAAGUCACGUGGAAGAAUGCCCAGCUGGGGGAGGCUAUGAUCGAGAGCCUGGAGGCUCAGGGGCUGCAGCUGGCCAAGGAGAAGCAGGAGUACCUGGAUAAACUGAUGGAAGAGACUGAGGAGCUUAGUCACCAGAGAGCGCAGAGAGAGGAGCUGGAGCGCCUGAACCAGGUUCUGGAGGAGGAGAAAAUGAAGUUUGAGGAGGUGGUGCUGGAGCUGAAGGCAGAGCAGGAGCAUAUCAAACUAGACCUGGACGGCACAGCUCAGUCCCUGAAGGGGGUCGAGAGUGAGAAAGAAGAGUUGAGCAGUUUAACCGUCAUGCUGCAGAAAUCCAUUGAGGAGCUCUCUCAGGAGAAACAGCGGACUCUGGAGCUGCUGGGGGUGAAGGAGCAGGAGGAGAAGGAGGUGGAGGCGGCAAAGAAGUCUGAAGACGGCGAGGAUCCCGGAGAAGUGGACCUGCUGCAGGACCUGCGACACAUUGAGGAGCAAAUGAAGCUCCUGGUGAAAGAGAAGGAGCAGGCUGACGAGAAGCUCAUGGAGAAAGAGAAGCGGGCUACAGUCUUGCAGCAGGAGAGGGAGUACUACUCGUCUCAGGCUCGGACGCUGCAGCAGUCGCUCUCUCAGCUCACUGCGGACAAGAGGCAGACCGAGGCCGAGCUCAAGGCAGAGAUAGAGUCUCGGGUGGAGCUGGAGAAGAGACUGAAGCUGGCUGAAGAGGCCCUGCAGGACUUAGAGAAAGGCCUGAACUCGGUGGAACGGACCAAAGAGAGAGACGAGAAGAUGAAGGGGGACGUGACUCAGCUGAGGAAGUUCUUUGAGGAGUGUAUCUGUGCGGCAGAGAUCGAGGCGAAGCUUCCAGCGAUAAUGAAGAACGCUGUGUAUCUGCACAAAGCUGCUGCACGCAGAAUCAAGAGCUGCAGGAUCCAGAGGAGAGCCUCCAGACACCACUGGCUGAAACACUCCAAGUCUUUUGCUGUAAGCAACGCAGACGACGACAGCAUGGAGGAGCUGCGGGAGACGGCACGGCGACUGACCUCUGACAGCAACUUCAGAGAGAGCGUGUACAAGAUCAUCACUCGCAAGGACGCCACAAAUAAAACAGAGGACUGAGAGAACGAGGUACAGGAGGAGAAAUGGUCCUUAGCUUUACCUCAGUCCACACAGUGAGUGCUGUAGAGAUCCUGAUCCCAAACCCACCGUUAAAUUACUGUAGAUGAUUGUACACAGAAAUCUGUUCGACGGUUGCAAUAUUAAGAGCAAUCGAAAUUUAAUUCUGCGAACACUGGCUAAACCCUUUAGAAACUGGUUCUCAGACCCCCUCAUGGGCUUCUUUCAACCAAACAGUUCCAGGAACCACAAGAACCAAACUCAGGAAGUCCUUUUUGAGCAUCCCUGUUUAGAGUUUCCAUCUGAAAAAACCUGAAGAUUAGACAAAUUAGAACGAUUUAUGAUUUAAAAACUACAGCAGCAAUUGAAAUGUAAUUUUCAUACUCCUUUCUUUCUUUGUAUUCACUGUUACAUGACUCCGAUAUACUAGUUGGAUGUAAAGAAUACAUUUAAAGGAGACAUGCAGAGGUGAAAAAUGAGACUGAAACCUCUACUGGGUGUUUCACUCGUAUUUAACAACACAAUAAAACAAUCAGCAAAUAAUACUAUUUUUUUUGUUCACACACUAGCACUUUCCUACGGCCACUCCCUUCUUUCUUUCUCAAGCUAUUGGGGAAACAGAAACUUAACCUGCAUUUAGGGUAGUAGGGUAGUACUGUUAAUGAGGUUUUGUUGUCUGAGUUCCUGGAAAAGUUCCUGUCGUGGGAAAAAGUCCUGUUAGUUCCUGGAACUGUUUGAUAAGACACCAUCAGACUUUAUUUAGCCAGAGAGCAAUUAUGAUAAUUAAGAACAGCUGUUCUCUCAGUAAGGUAUUACACUGCACUACAUUAACGUCCUAAUUAAACUACGGAGUAUUUGACCAUUUGGGACUCUGGACUCCACCUGAUAAAAGGCCGUAAUGUUACUUGACAUUAUUAACAUGUCCUAGAUCAAAAUGUGUAAACAGCUUUCAGUCGGCAGUGUGUGACUGUAGCCUUGUACCUUGAGUUUCUAGUGUUUUCAUUUCUCUAAAAAGAAGUCCUACUAUAAUAGAUUUAAAGUAUACAGAAAAUAUUUAGCAGAUAGCACAGACAAUGCAAAUCCAUCUUGUAAAAGGUUUGUUUUUAUUAUUCUGGUUUUGAUUGUAUGCACAGAUUGUGUCCUUUACUUUAACAGAGGUUUAAAGAAAACAAUGAACUCACAGACGUGUAUGAUAUCGGCCAUUUCAUUAUUGCUACAUCUGAAACUCUGUCUUCAACGAAGCAACUCAAUGUAAUUCACUGACGCAAGCAUUUUAUGAUAAUGUACAAAUGAUAACUUGUAACAGAAAGGAUACAGAAAAGAAGCCCACAUGUCAGGGGAAGGUAAGAGGGAACAAACGAUGGACUGAAUAACAUGCCUUGAUGCUAAUAAAGCUGUGUUUGAACCUUG